GUGAUUAUGCAUAUGCAAAAUAAAAAUCGCCAGCAAAUUAAACGAAACGAAAUACUGAGGAGAGCUACCAGUUUGCAUUGAGAUAUCAUCUCGAAACCGAAGUUUAGCUUUCAAAUCCCAGUGCCUGGGAUUUUCCCGACGGAAUGUGACGAGAUGUUAUUGAACUGCCGCAGGAUUAUCAGUAUUUCAAGUGACAGCUGGGUGACAAAAUUUGAAAUGUCAGAUCAAUGCGAGGCAAUAAAGAGCUGUGAUUGAUGUGCCAAUUUGUAAUUUGUUAAUUAACAUAUACCCGCCCCGCCUUAAUUAUCGCUGGCCACACAAGCGCCCAAGUUCAGUGGUACAAAGCGAGUGCAAUUAAUAUUUUUAUUACGUAUCAUUUGGAUUAAUUGCCGUGCACAUUCCAUGAAUCACCCCAUCAAAUGUGUGUCAACGCGAGCGCGUCUCAUAGUCGAGAGCAUCCCGGCCAGAAUCGCAUUUGCAUUUCUUUUGUAUUUCUGUAUUCUGUAUUGACUCCCUGACGCCACAAACCCGAUCUCCGGCUUCCCUCAGGUGUUCCUGACCUGUGCUCCUCGCCUCAACGUGUGUCACUCACUCCGCGAACCUCGGCAACUCAAUCUGAAUCUCAACAUUGGCAUCAGCAUCGGCAUCAGCAUCAGAUUCAGAUACAUCUCGGCUCAGUUGGAAAUCAAAGUCUGGAAACCGGAUUUGCAUGCCAAUAAAGCCGAGGCUGCCAAACAAAACAAAACAAAACGAUUCAAACGAACUGAAAUCAAAUGAAAUUCUUUCGGCUUUCGCCUGGCUUUUGCUUUAAAAACAAAAUCGCCCGGCUCAGAACAUUAGACUGGUUUAAGAGCUCGAAUUAAGCGUACUGACGCGGAAUAAAGUCAGACGUCAGCUGAAGUCACAUAAAGAUCCCCCAGCAAGUGUGAACAACCAAGAGUGUGCUAAAAUUAAAUAUAUUUCAAUUAUAUAAACUCUGUUUUUGCGUUAAAACUCGUACAUUUCCAAUGGCUUUCAAGUACAAUACACAAAUGAUCCUGCUGAGCUGCAGUUUGGCUGUGCUCCUCGGCUGCUCGGAAGCCCUGCCUCGAUACAGUAGAACCAAGGACCUGGGAACCUCCGCCAGCGCCCCCAGCUUCGCCUAUGCUCCCCGACCACAGGAACCGAUGACCCUCACUGGGAACUACAACCUCAUCAUGCCCGACUACUACGAUCACCAUCCGGCGGAGUCCAUGCAGCUGCAGAACUUUGCCAACUUCUACGACGCCCAAAUGAAUCCCGACUCCGACCUGGGCAUGGAGGAGUCGCAGUUCCUGAGCCACACUCCCGUGAGGGCACCGCAGCCCUUGACGCCGGAGGAGAAGCGGGCUCGCCAGCAGGUGCCCCACGUGGACAUCAAUCGGGAGAAGAAGGCCCUGCUCAAGCUGAAGAAGGGCAGCACCAGGCCCAGGGGCGCCGAUCACCAGGAGUGGGACCAGUUCGACUACGAUCUGUACAGCCUGAAUCCCGGCGACAGCAAGAAGUACAACUACGAUGCCUAGAUGGAUUCACUUCCCUUCU
This is a messenger RNA of Drosophila teissieri, 1560 nucleotides long. RefSeq lists its product as uncharacterized. The record is from RefSeq and is a predicted model, not a curated record. Lineage: Eukaryota; Metazoa; Arthropoda; Insecta; Diptera; Drosophilidae. The transcript is spliced from 3 exons. Bases 1008 to 1541 code for a protein of 177 amino acids.